AUGGGCAAAGGCGACUCCCAGUCCGACAGUCAACAGCUCCUGCCAGUGGUUCUUAAAAACCGAGCACAACAAAACCCGCAGGGUGCCUGGGCUCAAUUUCCUGUGUCUGAUCAGACAUAUGCCUCUGGUCUUCAAACCGCGACAAACUGGCAGGUUAACCAUGCCGUUAACCGAGUGGCAUGGCUGUUAGAUGACUGGUUUGGAGCAAGCUCUGACUUUGAGACACUCGCAUAUAUCGGCCCGUUUGAUUUAAGAUAUUAUAUCAUUGUGAUCGCUGCUAUAAAAGUGGGAUAUAAAACAUUUUUACCGUCCCCCCGUAACAGCAAAGUCGCUCAAUUGCAUCUGAUCCAGCAGUUAAAAUGCACAAAACUGGUGACUGCAGAUCCUCAGCCCGCUGCGGUUAAUAUGGUGUUGGAAGAGCUUCCGAUGGCAACAGCUCAUAUCCCUUCUCUUCGAGAACUACUAAAUAAUCAUGACGAACAUGAUGAGAGAGAAUACCCAUAUGAAAAGUCCUAUGAUGAAGCGAAUGACGAACCAAUAUUUAUUCUCCAUACCUCUGGUUCAACUGGGAUCCCCAAACCAUUGAUAUACACACACCGGUUCAUCACUCGCACCGUCAAUGUGACAGCACUGGCCGCGCCAGUUGGGUUUCGAAGCGGCAAUGACAAUAUACGGACAGGACACUGGUUUACAUUUCUCGCUCCAUUCCAUAUCUCUGGCAUGGGCUUUGGACUGAUGGUUGCCGCUUUCAAUGACUGUGUCCCUGUAUUUCCGCUGCCCGGCCAGCCGCUGACGACAGCGCAGUUUGUCGACGCUGUCAAGCAUGUUGACAUGGACUGGGCAUUUGUUCUACCCUUUAUUCUUGAGGAUCUGAGCAAAGACCCCAUGGCGCUCGAGUUGGUCUCUCGCAAACUAAGCCAUUUGUAUUUUGCUGGCGGAAGCGUACCGCAAGCGGCUGGCAAUAUUGUUACUUCGAAGAUCCCGGUUUAUCAAACAACUGGUUCAAGUGAAAUGAGCUUGCUGAGCCAAAUCCAUUCCUUUGAGGGAAGCAGCAGCCGCUUGAGAGACGACUGGGCAUAUAUUCAUCUGCACCCAACACUUAAUGCGGAGUAUCGACACCACUAUGGAGAUUUGUAUGAGAUGGUAAUAGUUAAAAGUCCCGAGAGUGAAGAGUUUCAGCCCAUAUUUCUCCAUUUUCCGGAUCGAGAGGAGUAUGAAACUAGGGACCUCCUCAGUCCACAUCCAACUGUGCCCGGCAUGUGGCGGUAUCGUGGUCGUAAGGAUGAUAUUAUUGUUUUCUUGAACGGCGAAAAGACGAACCCAAUAUCUUUUGAACAAGAGGUUUCGAGACAUCCCGAGGUGCGUUCGGCAUUGGUGGCAGGCUCUCAGCGAUUUGAAGCAUGUUUGCUAGUUGAGCUUCACCAAGGAGAGUCACUCUCGAAGAAGGACCUGGAAAAGGUUGUCAAUAGCAUCUGGCCUGCUGUCCAGACAGCAAACAGUGAAUGCCCAGCUCAUGCGCGUGUUUCAAAAGCAAAUAUCCUUGUUGUAAACCCAUCAAAACCCAUGGCACGUGCGGCCAAAGGAACUGUUCAACGAGCAGCAACAUUAGCUCUUUACGAAGAGGAGAUUAACAAGCUCUAUGCUGAAAAGGAUUUUGAUAACUCAUUAUUAACCGGCGGUAGAUUCGCGGCAGUUGACAAGACAAACCUAGGUGCGGUGUCUAGAGCUGUACGAGAGCUUGUGUAUGAGCUGAUUUCUUUUCAUUGGGAAUGGACUCUCUUCACUACUAUCUAUAACAACCCGUCAGUCAAUUUGCUAUCCAAGGCAGCCAUGUCGCAGCCUAUCGACCAACCUCGGCGUACCGAGGCUAUCACUAGUCUAUUGCAACAUUAUGAGAAGCAGAUUGACAAUCUAACUGCUACCGCCGAAUCCGAUAGGCUUGGAUAUAAUAAAAACCAACCCAAUCCAAAUGAAGGGGCAGUCGUCGCUCUAACCGGCUCAACCGGGGCGGUUGGAUCAUAUAUCCUGCAAAAGCUGCUCCAAAGCGAUGGCGUCACGCAUGUGUACUGUCUCAACCGCGCAGCCGAUUCCAAGACCCUUCAACACGCGCGAAAUAUUCAACGACGCAUCAAAAUGGAAUUAUCAUGUAACCGAGUGACAUUUCUACAAGUAGAUCUGGCUCAGCCUAACUUUGCCAUCCACGACACUGAUCUGUAUCUUAAAAUGCAGAGAACCGUCACCCAUUUUAUCCAUAAUGCCUGGCCGGUCAAUUUCAACCAAACAUUGCAGUCUUUCCGACCAAGUUUGGAUGGGGUUUUGGGACUCAUCUCCUUUGCAGCACGAGCAAGCUGCUUAGUGUCCACUUUGUAUCUGUCUUCAAUCAGUGCCGUGUCAAACUAUCACCUCAUUGCCGGUACUGAGGAUGAUAAUAAUUUGAUCCCUGAGGAAAUCAUCGACAACCCCAUAUCCCCCGCGGCGAUGGGGUACGGUGAAAGUAAGUACUUAGCGGAGAGGAUCCUGGAUUAUGCGUCGGAAAAGUUACAGUUGAAAAAUUUUGGUAUUGCCCGAGUGGGACAGAUCGCAGGGACAUCUUCACCAGAGCAGGGUCCUGCUCACGGAUGGAAUCGCCACGAGUGGCUACCUAGUCUGGUCAUUAGCUCUCGAUAUCUCAAUGCUAUUCCGGAAUCACUUGGAUCCAAAAAAAAUGAAGAUGUGACAGGUGUCUUGGAUCGUAUUGAUUGGGUUCCUAUUGACCAUCUUGCAUCGCUACUUGUCGAGAUUUUGUUCAGUUCUGGGAUGGACGCUGAAGAUUCGCCGGGUGCUCGCGUUUUCCAUCCCAUUAAUCCUAAUUGGAUCAGCUGGCAAAGUCUAGUUCCGACCGUGGUGGCAGCAUUGAAGGAAACAUCAUUGACAGAGGAGAUCAAGGUGGUCAAGUAUGAGGAAUGGCUGGCCCUUCUUCAAUUCACUGCAACGGCCACAAAAGAUCUGGGUGAAAGCAGCAGUCAUAUACUCAGGGAAAAUCCCGCGGUCAAGCUGUUGGAAUUUUAUCAAAGUAUCGCCCUAAAUGCCGAUGCCAAACCAAAGCCCUUGGAGCUUACGCAGACGUUGGAGAAAUGCCCCUCGUUGCAAAAGUUGGGAGCCAUUCGGUCGGAAUGGCUUUGCGGAUGGAUCAAGGACUGGAUUCUUGUAAUGGAUUAG
Talaromyces proteolyticus is the source of this 3198-nucleotide messenger RNA. RefSeq names its product putative AMP dependent ligase/synthetase. NCBI's taxonomy places the organism in Eukaryota, Fungi, Ascomycota, Eurotiomycetes, Eurotiales, Trichocomaceae. The record is from RefSeq and is a predicted model, not a curated record. The coding region runs from base 1 to 3198 and encodes 1065 amino acids. The transcript has 4 exons.